Messenger RNA from Brassica oleracea var. oleracea, 1209 nucleotides. RefSeq names its product delta-9 acyl-lipid desaturase 1. Gene Ontology annotation, biological process: lipid metabolic process. Bases 109 to 1020 code for a protein of 303 amino acids. Lineage: Eukaryota; Viridiplantae; Streptophyta; Magnoliopsida; Brassicales; Brassicaceae. Gene Ontology annotation, molecular function: oxidoreductase activity, acting on paired donors, with oxidation of a pair of donors resulting in the reduction of molecular oxygen to two molecules of water. Gene Ontology annotation, cellular component: endoplasmic reticulum membrane. The transcript has 5 exons. The record is from RefSeq and is a predicted model, not a curated record.
UCAUUCACAACCUUACACAAAAACACAUUAUAACACACUCUUUGUGCAAACUUCAAAUUUUAAAGAAUCUUUUAAUUUCAUCGACUUGCUAGACACUAUUCAACAAAAAUGUUAAUGUCAUCGUCGGAGGAGAAUCACCGGAAAACAGUGGAGGACAAGGCUGAGAUGAGGAGAAGAAAAAGAGCAAUUUGGGAAAGAAAGUGGAAGAGAUUGGACAUUGUGAAAGCUUUUGCUUCUCUCUUUGUGCAUUUCCUCUGUCUCUUAGCUCCUUUCCAUUUCACUUGGCCAGCUUUACGGGUUGCACUUGUUGUCUAUACGGUGGGUGGGCUAGGUAUCACCGUCUCUUACCACCGUAACUUGGCUCACCGGAGCUUCAAAGUCCCUAAAUGGCUCGAGUAUUUGUUUGCUUAUUGUGGUCUUCUUGCCAUUCAGGGAGAUCCGAUUGAUUGGGUCAGCACACAUCGAUACCAUCACCAGUUUACAGAUUCAGAUAGAGACCCACAUAGCCCUAAUGAAGGCUUCUGGUUCAGCCAUCUCCUAUGGCUAUUUGAUACUGGUUAUCUUGUAGAAAAGUGUGGAAGAAAGACAAAUGUGGAGGACUUAAAGAGGCAGUGGUUCUAUAAAUUCCUUCAAAGAACGGUCCUGUACCACAUUCUAGCAUUUGGUUUCCUCCUCUAUUACUUUGGUGGUGUGUCUUUCCUUACGUGGGGAAUGGGUAUUGGGGUAGCAAUGGAGCAUCAUGUGACUUGCCUCAUCAACUCUCUUUGCCAUAUUUGGGGAAGCCGAACUUGGAAGACCAACGACACUUCUCGUAAUGUUUGGUGGCUAUCGGUAUUCUCGUUUGGGGAGAGCUGGCACAACAAUCACCAUGCCUUUGAGUCGUCGGCGAGACAAGGCCUAGAGUGGUGGCAAAUCGACAUCUCUUGGUACAUCGUCCGCUUUCUCGAAAUAAUCGGUUUGGCUACUGACGUGAAGCUGCCUUCAGAGAGUCAACGGCGUCGUAUGGCAUUGGUUCGUUGAAUGAGGAUAUUCGACUUAUCGUCUUUAUUAAGUAUCAUUUAAAUGUCUACGUACGUUUCAAGGUUUUGGUAAGGGUAACACUUGUAAUAUUGUGUUAUCCGGUGUUUGUUGUGUGUGGCCAUGUGGGAACCAAUUUGCUUAAUUACGUUCGUUUUCGUGAACUUCUAAUAUGCGUAAUGAAGUUUAUCA